AUGUAUAUUUUACCAAUUAAUACCAGGGCAAAAACAACUGCUUUAAAACAGCCAAAAGAAUUAUUUACAUUUAAUAGAGAUGAAAAUGGAGAAUUUCAUUAUGAUCCGAAUCAUGAAAAUAUAAAUUAUUAUUAUUUUCCAAAUACUAAAAUUGAUGAAAAUAUAGAUUUACAAUCUGGUUUUAAAAAUUUUAAACAAAUACCAAUUCAAGAUAAUUUACCUAAUUUUAAGUCAUUCUUUAAAUUUUUAAUAGAAUAUGAGAAAGAAAAUGGUAAAGUUUCAUCUGAUAUUGUCACAUUUCGAGGAAUAAUGACUCGUAUAUUAUCUUUGCCUAAUAAUUUAUCAGAUCCAAUAGAUUUAUACAUUGUUGCUUAUGAUGGUUCUUUAUUUGUUAAAUUAGAUGAUGAAAUGGAAUUAAAAAGACAAAAAGAUCAAGAUAAUCGACAAAGACAAACUACAUCUAAGGAAAAAUAUGAAUUUAUCAAAAAAUGCGAAUAUGCUGGUUAUAAGUUUGAAACUAUCACCACGUUAAAAAGACCAUGGGCUGAUACAUCAAGAUCUACAAUUGAGAAAAGGAAUAAAAAAGUGGUGAAUAAUUAUGAACAAUUUUUAUCUGUGAUUAAAACGGGAAUUGGUAAAAAUAAAAUUGUUUUAAUUGGUGAAGUUGAUUGUUGUUGGAAUUAUGUUCCUGAUGAGAAAUCAAAAAUACUUUCAAAUUAUGUAGAAUUGAAAACUACAAGAUUAAUUGAAAAUAAUAUGCAAGUUGUUAAUUUUGAAAGUAAAAAAUUAUUUAAAACUUGGUGUCAAUGUUUUUUAAUGGGAAUUACAAAAAUUAUAUAUGGUUUCCGCGAUGAUAAUUUAAUAUUAAGAAAUAUUGAAUUUUAUAAUACUGAUGAGAUUCCAGUUAUGUUGAAAAAUAAUCCAUUGACCCAUAAUUCAGAUAAAAAAGUGAAUUGUACAAAUUGUUUAAAAUGGUAUGGAGCUGUUGUUGACUGGUUAAAUGAUACAAUAAAUAAACAAGAUGAAACUAAAAGUUAUAAAUUGAAAUAUGAUCCAAAUGAUAGAUCAUUUACUGUAAAAGAAGUUUCAAAAGAAAGGAAUGAAAAAUUAAGAAAUGGUGAAUUGUUAUCUGAAGAAUUUAAAGAAUGGAGACAAAGUUUAAAAAAUAAUAAUAAAUAA
This is a messenger RNA of Insectozyma verbasci, 1179 nucleotides long. Lineage: Eukaryota; Fungi; Ascomycota; Pichiomycetes; Serinales; Debaryomycetaceae. The record is from the annotation of a GenBank genome assembly.